CUAAUGCUAAGCUAACGGUGAGGAUGUGGAAGAGGGGCUCGUCUGAGAGCUCAGACCGCUUUGAGUAUCUUCAAACUCUGGUCACUGAGUUCCAGGACACCGACAGUGACGAGGCGAAGGAGCAGGUGUUGGCCAACCUGGCCAACUUUGCUUACGACCCAAAGAACAUGGAGUAUCUGAAGGAGCUGCAGGUGACCGACCUCUUCUUGGACAUGCUCACCGAGGAGAAUGACAACUUUGUGGAGUUUGGGAUGGGGGGGCUGUGUAACCUGAGUAUGGACCCUGAAUGCAGAGACAUGAUCCUGCAGAGCAGCGGGAUCAGCCUGGUCACAAAUCGUCUGUCGAGCCGGAGAGAGGAGACCGUCCUGUCAGCCAUCACAAUACUAAUGAACCUCACAACGGCCUCAUCGCGCUCAGAGAUCACUGAUCCGGCCAUCCUGCAGUGCAUGCUGCGUUUCUCUCUCUCGGAGAGCCCCCGCCUGCGCAACCUGGCCGCCGUCUUCCUGCAGGACUGCUGCAGCGAGGAGCAGGUGGCCCGAGCGGAGCAGCAGAUGCAGGGACAGCAGACGGCAGUCGGCAUACCGCUGCCCAAGGAAUAAGUAACAGCUGAGGUACUCAAGCUCUACGAGAGAAUAAGAAAUAUGUUCUCCACUCUCCUGGUUUCAGUCUUUCCAACACAUUUUGGAACCUGGUUGUUUGGAUUUGCUCCCAUUCAGCCACAAGAGCGUUCGUGGUGAUCAGGUCUGGCUCAGUCAGGGUUGGAUGGGGUUGAGCUCUGAGCUCUGUGCAGGCCAGUGGAGCUUUAUAGAGCUGGCUUUGUGCACGAGGCUUGUUGUCACGAUGAAAACAAACAAAAACUGUUGACACAAAGAUGGAAGUGAGGUUUUUAUUGUCUAAAAUUUUAAGAUUUUCCUUAAUUUUCCACCUUGUUUUGGCCAUAUAGUUUAUUUUUAAUGCUAAAGAACAUUUAAUCUAAUGUUCCUAUUGCAAAAUACAAGAUCCCUCUUACAUUAUAAGACAUUUAAAGAACUGGGACAGCCUGCAGCCUCAGUUUUAAUGAUCUUUGACUUCUUGUGCUUCUUCAUUCCCUUAAAUAUGGAUUUAACCUGCAGAUACAAGCUGCUAGUCUGCUAUUUUACAUCAAAGUGCACGUCAGAGCUGUUUGAAUUGAAGUGUUGUGCUCUUUCUUGCCACACGAGGGAGACCGGAUAGAAGGUAGAAGGGCUUGUUCUGCCUUAAGCUAUUGGCAGCAGGCAGUGACAGCGUUUAAGAGAUUAAUCCAGCUGAUUAUUAAUGGCACAAAAACAGCAUGUGAACAAUUUAAUUGUGUUGACUUCCACACUGAUUGCCAAAAACUGUCUUAAGUGUACAGAGAGAAGGGAUCACUGACUGUAGUAUCAACAUCACCACCUACCCCCCCCUAAAAAAAUGUGCAUUCCUUUGGCUUUGAAGUAAUCUCCUAAGACCCGGUUCGGAUGCUGGAGCAUGUUAAAGCCAACCGGUUGACUCUUGCACUUGGCGCGCUCUGUAAGAAUACCACGUCCUGAAACAUUAAAUCCAAACCCAAAAUAUGUAAAAAAUUAACAAAAGAAAAAAAGCAGCUAAAUAAACCCUGAGGUUUCCUUUUGUAAAGAGCCAGGAGCGGUCGUUUGUUUUCUUCUGGGCUCUCAAGAACUAUUCCUGGGCCGAGUCCUUCAGGUCUAGACAGAAGUCGACAUCUGAUCCUGCAGCCCAGCGUCAGUUUGGACUGCACAUGUAGCCCGGUCAGACUCCAGAGGAAAUUCUUUACAGCUUUUGAGAGAGUGUGUGUGUGUGUGUGUGUGUGUGUUACUCGCUCAUUUUCAAUAGGUGUGUAUUUGUUUCAUUCCAAGGGGCUUAGAAAGGAGAGCACCUGCCACAGAGAUCAAUAAAAAUACCUUCAUCCUUCCCGUAAAAAGAGAAACACCCACGCCUGGUUUUAAUAAUGCCGUACAAAGUUUAUUCCAGGUUGAUGUAAAAAAGAUUUUUGUAGCUCGAUUUAAAAAAAAAAAAAAAAAAAAAAAAACUGAGUGGUUUCAACAUCCACAAGUUCUGCACUGAUCUUCAACGCUCAUUCAUGGAUCGAUCUGUAUCUGCUGGGCUCACAUUUCUGUUACAGAGAACAGCAGGAUGUUAAAGGAUAAGGCUGGAGUUUAUCUAGAUUUCUCUUAUUGUCAACAAAUCCCCUGAAAUCACCAAAAUUGUUCAUUAGUGAAGAUAUAAAUCUUUAAAAAAUGGCUCACAAAUAUAUAAUUUCCUUUUUCUAAAAGGCUCAGUAACUUCCUCAACCAUGUGGGCAGUGUAGUUUUUUUACUCAGUCAGAAGGAAAAAGUGCAUUUGUUAGACUUUCAGCGGCGGAUUAAUCCACAUUUGUUGCUCUGAUGAGUAUUUACAGAAGCAGGACGGCGUGUAUAUGUGUAUAUGUGUGUGUGUGUGUGUUCACAGUAACAAAAGGAAGAUGUCACCCAGUGCAACAUGGGAUUUGUUGACAGCAAGAAAAAUACAUAAUGUGACUACAGUUCUCCCUUUAAACAGGCGGUUGCAGGAGGAUACAGACGACACUGCACUGCGUACCCAGCCAUCACACGGCUACGGGAGGCUCAGGCAGUCUGUUAUUAUUUCUGGAGACGUUUUAAGGUGUUCUGAUGGCGGGGUACGUAACCCCAAUUGGUGUUUGUGGUACAAGACAUACAAUAUUUGAAUUAUCUCGAUGCGCAAUUAUCUCAUUUCCCCUUCUCCAGAUCCAGCUGCUUCUCAGCCUCCUCGCGUAGUUUGUUCUUCUGGAUCUGAGAAGAGAAAGGAAAAAAAAUGUGUUUGAAUGUUGCUUCUCCAGGUUGUGAGUUAACAAUUUGAAAGUUAUCAAUCAAAAUCAGUCAUAUUGGGGUUGAGAGAAAUCACAAUAAACUGCAGUUUCUUGACAGUACAGGACUACACUCACUCACAAACAGUGGUCAAUGUUAAAGGCUGUGGUUCCCAACCUGGGGGUCGGGGCCCCGACUCGGGGUCUCGAGGCCUUCUUGAUUUUAAAGUGUACUAAAAACGUUCUGUUCUUAUUAAAUGUGUAUUUUUCUAA
Dicentrarchus labrax (European seabass) is the source of this 3091-nucleotide messenger RNA. It is a transcript of the gene armc7, whose product is annotated as armadillo repeat containing 7. Bases 24 to 599 code for a protein of 191 amino acids. The transcript is spliced from 3 exons. Lineage: Eukaryota; Metazoa; Chordata; Actinopteri; Moronidae. The record is from RefSeq and is a predicted model, not a curated record.